AUGCCGCCGUUUAAAGAUGAGCAUGUCCUACUCAUCGCGCCAGGCUCGCAGGUGACCCUGGCGCAACUAGGCCUGCCCGAGUCCUUCACGCCCGCUCGCUUUCGCUUCCCGACGCGCAUGUUCCCGGCUGAGAAACAGGGUGAAUAUGAGCCGCACCGAAUCCGCGAAAAGAGGCAGGAGAUUGUUAAGAAUACCGGCGGGAAUGGGGCGCCGACGCCGGCGCCAAAGGUGGAUGUGGAUAUGAAGGACGCGGACGCUGCACCGGAGACCAAGACGGAGAAUACAGAGGGAGCGGAGAAGGAGAAGACUGAGGGACAAGAAAGCGAAGGUGGCAAGCAGGAGACUACGGAGGAGAUUGUGUUCGAGGAGGACGUCACGUCUGACGAGGGAGCGGUUUAUCCCAUGGAGAACGGGCGGAUUGUCGACUGGCCGUGCUUUUUCGCCCUUCUUACGCAUAUCCAUAAUACGCUUAGCCCCCCGUUUCACACGCCGAUUAUGAUUAUUUCGGAACCGGUUUGGACUGCUCGGGAUCGAGAGGCGAUUACGCAGUUUGUGUUCGAGAAGUUCAAAACACCUGCGUUUUCGCUGAUGGAUUCCGCGCUGGCUGUUUGCUACGGAUACGGGACUCAGACGGCUACUGUGGUUGAUGUUGGAAAGGGAAAGGUCAACGUUACGGCUGUGACGGAUUUCCUGGUCAAUGAGCAUGGGCGGGGUAUUGCGCUUGAGGGGUGCGGUGGUGAUUAUAUGACGGAUCGAAUUGAAGAGCUUCUGGGUUCGAAGGGAUUUACCAGGGAAAUGUGCGAACAGCUGAAGAGGAGCAAUAUCACGGAGAUUCUACCACCCGGAACCCCGCUACCUGGUGCCGCUGCAACUGCACGACAAGGAGCCAACCCGGCUGCAUCGGCGUCUACCGGCGCACCAGAAGGAGGCGCACCGAAUGAGAACGUCCCCCGUGGCCCAGGCGACAGCACUCAAACUGGCGAGGAAGGCGCAGAUGGCGAAGACGAGGGUGUGCUGGACGUGGCAGCCAUCGUUAGCGGAAACACCAGCGAGUACCUAGCCAGCAUCGAGAAGGAAAGGGGCACUGCGAAGAAGGGCACUGCUGCCGAACAAGCCGCCAGAGCCCUCCGUCUUCCGAACUCGAAGAAAGAAAAGGCUUCCUUCCAGUUUGAGGAAUUAGUACCGAUUCAAUCGGAGGAGAACAGCAACGCAUCCGGCCGGUAUAUCCGCCAGCAGCGUGAUAUCGAAGUUGGAGUGGAGCGCUUCCUUUCUGCUACCCCGAAGCAGAAGGUUGGCGAGCGCUUUUCUAGUGGUGUUCUUGUGGAUAUCGCUACGCAGAUUCACCAUACUAUCCUUUCAGUUCCUGAUGCGUCGAAGCGCAGCGAGCUCUGGGAUUCUUUGAUUGUGGUUGGUAACGGCAGUAAGAUAAAAGGCUUCACACAAUCUUUGCUCGGAACCAUCACGCAAAUGUUCAUCCUCUCACCCUCUGCCAGCAUGUUCUCGUCUGAGAUUCCCUCAAACCUCGCCACUCCCCUUCCAACCGGAGGCAGCACGACCCCGGCACCCGGAUACCCUCUCGCAGGCCAAGGCGUAAACCCCCUCCUCGUCGCAGCAACUCACGCCGGCAACCCCGGCAUGUCCCACAUGGGCACACCCUCCGCCGACCCAUCUCUCCUCUACCGCCCCACCGGCCACUCCCAAACCCCCACCUCCGUCAAAACCGUCAAGCACCCUGAGUACUUCUCCGAAUGGAAAGAACAGGCCAACUCCAACGCCCCCGGAGCCAGCGCAGGCGGCGGCGGUGGGAACGGCAACGGCAACGCCCCUGGCCCUGGUGCACCUAGUCAACCCAGCACGGGUCACGGGAUGGAAGAAGCGGUGUUCUUGGGUGCGCAGGUGGCUUCGAAGGUCAUUUUCAUUCUCGACCAGGGUCUUAGUAAGGGAUUUAUGAGCCGGGUUGAUUAUAAUGAGAAUGGACCGUCGGCGAUCCAUGAGUAUAUUCUGUGA
Aspergillus glaucus CBS 516.65 is the source of this 2007-nucleotide messenger RNA. RefSeq names its product putative chromatin remodeling complex subunit (Arp9). Bases 1 to 2007 code for a protein of 668 amino acids. The transcript is spliced from 3 exons. The record is from RefSeq and is a predicted model, not a curated record. Lineage: Eukaryota; Fungi; Ascomycota; Eurotiomycetes; Eurotiales; Aspergillaceae.